Pseudo-nitzschia multistriata is the source of this 1943-nucleotide messenger RNA. The record is from the annotation of a GenBank genome assembly. NCBI's taxonomy places the organism in Eukaryota, Bacillariophyta, Bacillariophyceae, Bacillariales, Bacillariaceae.
UUCAAGAAUAAGAAUACUAUUCCCACCCUGUGUCGCUCCACCUUUCAUUAUUUAGCUGCAAGCUAUUCUAGACCAAGAAGGCUUCGACAAUAAACGUAGAGAAUAUAUUGAUUAUGAACUUCAGUCGAGCAUGCUUCUCAGCUAUUGUUGUCCUUGCGACAGCAAAUGCAUUCCAGCAACGGUAAGAUUCGUUGCUUCGUUGCCCCGAGCAACACAUAUCAAAAGGUAUCGUUUCAAUUCCAGCGUAGCUCUGACAAAUCCGAAAAACUUUCACUUCGGUUUUCUCUUCAAAUUAAUGUUACUAUCGAUUCGAUGGGAACUAUUAAUCAACAACCACUGCUACAACAGACCCAGCAUCAACAAUAAGUUUGCUGCGACGACGUCUCAAUUGAGCGUUGCCUCCGUCAGUCAACCACCGUCGCUGGAAACGGAUGCUUUUGUGAACGAAAUAUCGGAACAGAACCCGCUGAAAGUUAUUAUUGCCGGUGGUGGUGUUGGUGGUUUGGCAUUGGCAAACACCCUUACUAAAAACCCGAACAUGGAGGUUACCGUGCUCGAGAGAACCGAUCAGUUCAAAAGAUUCGGUGGACCGAUUCAAUUGGCGAGUAACGCACUAAAAAUUCUUAACGAGAUGGACACGACAGUCUACGAUCAAAUCAUGGACAAGUUCACCUUCACCGGUGACAAGGAGAAUGGUAUCAAAGACGGAAUCCGAACUGAGUGGUAUGCAAAAUUCGAUCUUGCGAGUCCCGCCGAGGCCAGGGGCAUGCCGUACACCGGAGUUAUCGAGCGACCCGACCUGCAGGAAAUUUACCUUAACAAUCUGCCCAAGGGUACAGUUCGAAACGGAGACGGAAUCUCGACGUACACCACCGAUAGCGAAACUGGGAGGGUGACGUGCGAGAUGGAAUCGGGAGCAAAAAUCACUGGUGACGUGUUGAUCGGUGCGGAUGGGAUUUGGUCCGCGGUGCGAUCCAAGAUGCACGGAACGCCUGCCAAGGGGGACGAUUCCGGGGCUUCCUAUUCCGGCUACACAGUAUUUGCCGGUGAGCUGAACUACGAUUCUCCGGACAACGGAGAUGUUGGGUACAAGGUGUACAUCGGGCCGCAGCAAUACUUUGUGAUCACAGACAUUGGAAACGGCAGGUAUCAGUGGUACGCCUUUUUGGCCCGUGCACCCGGAUCCGUCAACGAUCCCAAGCCCGAGGGCUCUUCUAAGUACCUCCAGGACCUUUUCGAGGGCUGGUCGCCGGAGGUUCAUGCCAUCUUGAAAGUGACGCAAGAAGACGAGAUCGAACAGCGCGAUUUGUACGAUCGUCCUCCAAGCAUUUUCAAACCGUGGACGCAAGACCAUGUUGCUCUUCUUGGUGACGGAAUUCAUGCUAUGAUGCCCAACCUCGGCCAGGGAGGUUGCCAGGCCAUCGAGGACGCCUUCGUUAUCGCCCAGGAACUCGACGGUGCCAAGACGAGAAGCGAGGUCACGGGCAAGCUCGAGAGCUAUGCGAGACGCCGACAGAUCCGAUCCGCAGCAGUCCAGGGUCUGUCCCGCUUUGCGUCCGACAUUAUCAUCCGCGGAUUCGACACACCCGCCAAGAUCACGUGGGAAGACGGAAAACCCAAGUUCGAGAACUGCAACUACGCCGGAAUUGUAACCAGAAUGCUGCAGCCCAUCCUCCCCAUCUUUUUCAAGGUUCAGUUCAACUUUUUGUACGAUGGAUGGAAGAACGAGUUCGGAAUCGAUGUCGUGGCCGCCCUCUCAUUCUUGACCAUUGGGGGGAUCAUGCUUCUACUCAGCGCGGGUGUUGUUGGAGAAGCCGGAAUCGCUGCUUCUGUCGGCCUCGAGGCCUUCAUCGGUGCCGAGGGUGUACUUGACUUCGAAGCCAUCAAUACCUUUUUGCGAGAGCUUGUUAGCAUGCAAUAACCAAUAAACUAACAAAAGCAAA